AAAGCUCCAGUAAGUCGGUUUUAACUGAAAGUGUAGUUCAGACACGUGACUUUAGUUUUGUAGGCGGUCAUUCCUGCUUUACUGAAAAGAUUUACAGGCUGUUUUCACGAAGCUGGACUGUAUCUGUGGAGCUUUUAUCGUGUCUGUAUGUUCUGAGGUGCCUGCGUUUUUCUUUCAUAGAACGCCGUUUCAUUCUUUAGAAGUUUGUUGUAACGAGCUGGAAAACGGGCUGAAAAUGAGAUACUGACCCGUGGGAAAGUUUCAGUUGCGUGUCAUUAAUGUAGCAUGAGACAAACUACCUCCGUUGCUUGAGUUUAUAACGUCGAGUCCACGGAUUAAAGACUUGCAAUGAGUUUAUAUGUGCUUCGCAAAAGCUUUUUCAACAACUGUCUGAAAGUCUCCAAGAAAAAUGAAUUGCACGAAGGAGGUCGGUGGCUGCAAAUGUGCAGAUCCAAAACAUCUGCACCAAAAAACUUCUGCGAUUAUGAGAGCAUGAGACGGAUUUACAACAUACAAGUUCCACAGCGUUUUAACUUCGCCAAGGACGUGCUGGAGCAGUGGGAAACAAAAGAAAAACAGAACGGACAGAGGUCGUCUCUUCCAGCUCUGUGGUGGGUGAAUGACAGCGGGCUGGAGGUCAGAUGGAGUUUCGAGGAGUUGGGCUUCCACUCCAGAAGACUUGCAAAUGUUUUGCAUCAGGUGUGCAGUUUAGAGAGAGGGGACCGUGUGUUCCUCAUCUUACCCAGAGUCCCUGAGUGGUGGCUGGUUAACGUGGCAUGUCUCCGAACAGGUACGGUUCUGAUCCCCGGCACGUCUCAGCUCACUGCUCGAGAUAUCUGCCACCGGCUGCAGGCGUCUGGGGCCAAGUGUGUGAUCACAGAUGAAACUCUGGCUCCACUGUUGGACUCCGUAUCCUCAGAAUGCCCUUCCAUCUCCACCAAGCUUCUGCUGUCCCACAGGUCCAUGCACGGCUGGGGCAACCUGACCGAACUCAUGGGAAAGGUGUCAGAUGAUCAUGUAUGCAUGGACACCAGGAGUGAUGAGGCCAUGACGAUCUUCUUCACCAGUGGCACAACCGGCUCUCCAAAAAUGACCCAACACAGCCACUGUAGUUACGGUCUGGGGCUCACGGUGAACGGCAGGUACUGGCUGGAUCUGACUGAGCAGGAUGUGUUCUGGAACACGUCAGACACAGGUUGGGCCAAGUCUGCAUGGAGCAGUGUGUUUGCACCAUGGAUCCAGGGAGCGUGUGUGUUUGUUCACUACAUGCCACGUUUUGAUACAAGUACAGUCCUCAAGACUCUGAGCAGCUAUCCCAUCACCACCUUCUGCACGGCACCAACAGCCUAUCGAAUGCUUGUACAGGACGACAUAUCCAGGUUUAAGUUCAGGGCUCUUGAGCACUGUCUGUGUGCAGGAGAGCCCAUAAACCCAGAGGUGAUGUGGAAAUGGAAAGAACUCACUGGAUUGGACAUCUAUGAGGGAUACGGACAGACUGAGACUGUUUUAAUAGCAGGCACAUUCAAAGGCAUGAAGAUCAAACCAGGAUCUUUUGGAAAGGCAUCACCAGGAUAUGAUGUUCAGGUGGUGGAUGAAGAUGGUUCUGUUGUGCCACGAGGACAAGAGGGAGACCUCGGCAUCAGAGUCAAACCAGAGAGACCCUUCUCUCUUUUUACAGAGUAUACAGGGGAGCCAGAGCGUACGGCAGAAUGUUUCCGAGGCGAUUUCUACCUGACUGGUGACAGGGGAAUGAUGGACGAUGAAGGAUACCUGUGGUUCAUCGGCAGAGCUGAUGAUGUCAUCCUGUCUGCAGGGUACCGCAUUGGUCCAUUUGAGGUGGAAAACGCUUUGAUAGAGCAUCCAGCCGUAGCAGAAUCUGCUGUGGUCAGCAGCCCUGAUCCAGUUCGAGGAGAGGUGGUGAAGGCUUUUGUAGUGCUGACAGCAGAUUAUAAAUCAAGAAACCAUAAGGAACUGAUCCAGGAACUGCAAACACAUGUGAAGACUGUGACAGCUCCUUAUAAAUAUCCACGCAAGAUUGAGUUUGUGGAUCAUCUUCCCAAGACAGUGAGUGGGAAAAUCAGGCGAGUGGAGUUAAGAAAGAAGGAAUGGGGACAGCAAACCAGCAAACAAAUCUGGAAAUGAGAAAACUGAUUUCUGAACAAAUCACAUUCCACCUUUUUGUAUCCAACAUUCCCAGAUGUCUUCCCAGUUUAAUGCACCACAUAUAAGACUUUCAUCUCACCUGCAGGUGGAGGCAUUUCAUAAGAAUCAAGCUGCAGAACUCAUUUCUAAUUUCAUGCAUCAAACAUUUUAUAUGAUUAUACCUCAUGUUCAAUCAUGUUUAAGUGGAGUAACUCAGAAUUUAUAUGCCUUGCAGUUCAAAUGCAUUUAAUUCUUUUCAUAUUAAAUUUUUGAUCAUAUUCAGCAUAUGCAAAACCUAAAUGUGAAUUAAUUUGUAACAAAAUAAGCAUUUAUAUA
This is a messenger RNA of Carassius auratus (goldfish), 2478 nucleotides long. Its product is annotated as acyl-coenzyme A synthetase ACSM3, mitochondrial. Gene Ontology annotation, molecular function: fatty-acyl-CoA synthase activity; fatty acid ligase activity. Gene Ontology annotation, cellular component: mitochondrial matrix. The record is from RefSeq and is a predicted model, not a curated record. NCBI's taxonomy places the organism in Eukaryota, Metazoa, Chordata, Actinopteri, Cypriniformes, Cyprinidae. Gene Ontology annotation, biological process: fatty acid biosynthetic process; acyl-CoA metabolic process. The transcript is spliced from 13 exons. Bases 349 to 2142 code for a protein of 597 amino acids.